Puntigrus tetrazona (Sumatra barb) is the source of this 2213-nucleotide messenger RNA. RefSeq names its product transducin-like enhancer protein 3-A. The transcript has 12 exons. The annotation marks the transcript as partial. NCBI's taxonomy places the organism in Eukaryota, Metazoa, Chordata, Actinopteri, Cypriniformes, Cyprinidae. Gene Ontology annotation, molecular function: protein binding; transcription corepressor activity. The record is from RefSeq and is a predicted model, not a curated record. Gene Ontology annotation, biological process: negative regulation of canonical Wnt signaling pathway; regulation of DNA-templated transcription. Gene Ontology annotation, cellular component: transcription regulator complex; nucleus.
UUGGUUUAAAGUCUGCAGUCUGUUGGCACACUUUAAUAUUUCCCUUCCUCCUCCUCCUCCUCCUCCUCAGAACAACUCGAUUUCUCCAUCAGACAGCCUGCGCACAACCAGCGAGAAGCACCGUGGCUCCUCUGAUUAUAGCUUGGACUCCAAAAAACGCAAAGUGGAAGACAAGGACAGCAUGAGCCGAUAUGACAGUGAUGGAGACAAAAGUGACGAUCUGGUGGUUGAUGUUUCCAACGAGGACCCUGCCACACCUAGAGGCAGCCCGGCCCACUCCCCUCCUGAGAAUGGUAUAGAUAAGCCCCGCCCAGCAAAGAAGGACACACCCAACAGCCCUGCCUCUGUGGCCUCCUCCGGCAGCACCCCCUCCUCUAAAAACAAGGAGCACAGCCAUAAUGACAAAUCCUCCACGCCUGGUCUCAAGUCCAACACCCCCACGCCUCGUAACGAUGCCCCCACCCCUGGUACAAGCACCACCCCUGGGCUGCGGCCCAUCCUAGGCAAGCCUCCAAUGGAAGCUCUUGCCGCCCCUGCUCUACGCACCCCCCUCUCUUACCCAACUCCCUUUGCCAUGAUGAGCCACCAUGAGAUGAAUGGUUCUCUGACCAGCCCUGGAGUCUAUGCCGGCCUUCACAUCUCUCCUCAGAUGAGUGCGGCCGCUGCUGCUGCCUACGGACGCUCGCCCAUGGCGGGUUUCGAGCAUCCUCAUAUGAGAGCUCCCGGCCUCCCUGCCAGCCUCACCUCAAUCUCUGGAGGAAAACCAGCCUACUCUUUUCACGUCAGCGCUGACGGACAGAUGCAGCCUGUGCCCUUCCCUCCAGACGCUCUUAUUGGUCCGGGGAUCCCACGCCACGCCCGUCAAAUUAACACACUCAGUCAUGGAGAGGUGGUGUGUGCUGUGACUAUAAGCAAUCCCACACGCCAUGUAUACACUGGUGGCAAGGGCUGUGUUAAGAUCUGGGACAUCAGUCAGCCUGGAAGCAAGAGUCCUGUGUCUCAACUAGACUGCCUGAACAGGGACAACUAUAUUCGGUCCUGUAAGCUGUUGCCUGAUGGUCGCACUCUUAUUGUCGGAGGGGAGGCCAGCACUCUGACCAUUUGGGAUCUUGCCUCCCAGACACCCCGCAUCAAAGCCGAGCUGACCUCAUCUGCACCAGCCUGCUAUGCGUUAGCCAUCAGCCCUGACGCCAAGGUGUGCUUCUCCUGCUGCAGCGAUGGAAACAUCGCUGUUUGGGACCUCCACAACCAGACCCUCGUCAGGCAAUUCCAAGGCCACACAGACGGUGCCAGCUGCAUUGACAUCUCUCAUGAUGGCACCAAGCUCUGGACGGGUGGCCUUGACAACACAGUCCGCUCCUGGGACCUGAGAGAGGGGAGACAACUCCAACAGCAUGACUUCACAUCACAGAUCUUCUCUCUGGGCUACUGUCCUACGGGUGAGUGGCUGGCUGUCGGCAUGGAAAGCAGCAAUGUGGAGGUGCUUCACCACACCAAACCUGACAAGUACCAGCUGCACCUUCACGAGAGCUGCGUUCUCUCUCUCAAGUUUGCCUACUGUGGUAAAUGGUUCGUGAGCACUGGGAAGGACAAUCUGUUGAAUGCAUGGAGGACUCCCUACGGCGCCAGCAUAUUCCAGUCAAAGGAAUCAUCCUCAGUCCUGAGCUGUGACAUAUCAGCCGAUGACAAGUACAUUGUUACAGGCUCUGGAGACAAGAAGGCCACGGUGUAUGAAGUGAUCUACUAGACUGAGAGGUAACAGACUGGAGCAGCUCAGGCCUCUGGAGGAAGAAGGGGGACACACAACUUCUCACUCCAGUGACUCUCCUAGUCAAACAGACAGGAACAGCCCUUGUCUGUCUGUCUGACUGUCUGUCUCACACUCACUGACUUUUAACUGACUGACCACAGACUUGGAAAAGUGGAUGCUGGGGUGACCUGGACUAGGACUCAAAUGUGCAGCCCCACAAACCCCACACACUCGGCCCAAUUCAUAUGGCACUAGAGAACACUCGAUGUUUCCUUCCUUGCUGUUUUUUUUUUGUUUGUUUCUUCAAAUCUUUGUUGGAUUUUGGCUCUAUUUUUUCCUCACUAUGCAGUGAGAACGUUCCAUAAUGCAUCGUGAAGCAGCGCUUCGUUCUGAAACUUCAUCUGUGUGGAGGGUAUGUGAAAAGUGUACAUAAUGGAGUAUUAAAAUGCCUUUUAUAGAUUUA